UGUCAAUUCCCUCGGUGGUCCUCAUUCUUUCCCCUCAGGGCGCCUUCAUUGCCGAUCCGCCACAAAUCUUGCACCCCCAGUUACUGCCAGUAGUGCUCCACUAGGCCGCUGGAACGAACAGAUCUGCCUCCAGCCUCUCCGUUAUUAUUAUUUGGCCGUCUGUGUGCUUGCAGCUCCGGCACGCUCUGGCCUUUCUUUUCUCCUUUUGUCUUUCCCCACCUCGGGCACGCUUCUCUCACACGGACAGGACAAUUGUUCGAAAGGAGUCGACCUACCGAUAUUUAACCGCGGGUGGGCUGACGGCUAACCUUGCUGGAGCCGGUGGAUCAUCAUAUCUGGUGACAGUGUUGAAUAGAAGGAGAUUUUCCACCUGCCUCACAUCUCUCGUCGCACCUCUCAUAGCUCCCCCUCAUAUCCGAUUGCAGUAGUCUGCCUGUCAUGUCUGACGAGCCUACGAUCCUUCGCCCACGUCCGCGACGUGUGUUCGACCUCACGCCCGAAGAGCCCUCUACCCCUGCGGAACCCGCCAACCCAGACCUGCUGACGCCCAGAGAUGGUGGUUCUACCAGUGUGAGCCGCAAUGCCUCGAUUAUGAACUUGACCUCCUCGACGCUGUAUGGUAUCUACUCUCCCACGGCGUUCGAAAGCCCUCGGGACGACUCUAGCCCCUGGGGGACAGAAGCCCACACACCCCAGCCAGGAAGCCCGAGAAUCCAGCCGGAAGCUCCAGCACCAGGCAAACUCCAGAGGACGCGCUCACGCCUCAGCCACGGUCUGUUUCGUGGCGUUAUCCUUCCGCAGGCAUUGAAGAGCGCUUUUUUGUUUGGCUUUGGCAUCGUUUACGGGGUCAUCACAAUUCAUCUGCAUGAGAAUCACUGGAUUACCCCGGUGAAAUUGGAAAAUACUCACUAUUACGGAUCAUGGCAGUACCUCGCCUUUUGGGGUGUAGCCGGCGUCGCUUUGGGAAAUGUCCUUCCUUGGUUCGACCAGUUCUCGGGCGAAAUCAUUGAUAACCCCAAGACGAGCAGGUCCAGCGACCAGGAGGCUGCGGAUCGUACUGUAUCGUGGGUUGCAGUGGUUCGCAGCGUUGGCGCAUUUGUGGGCAUCGCAUUUGCCAUGCGCCGGCUUCCCUGGGAAUCCACUACUCAAGCAUCGGUGACUCUCGCACUCGUCAACCCGGUGCUAUGGUACCUCAUCGACCGUACUCGAACCGGAUUUUUCUUGUCAACUGUGGUUGGAUUGGCCGGGAUGGGAGUUAUAUUGGGACUCAAGCCCGACUUGAUACCAUCUGCAGAGACCUCUGCUCCUUCAGCACCCAUCUCAAACAUCACCGGAUGGGACUACGGACUUGCAGUUGAGAUGUCGCAGGAAAGCAUUGCAGUACGGACUUGGGUUGCCAGCGUCCUUUUCUGCGCAUGCGUAUGCUUUGGAAACAUUGGCCGACAGCUUGCACCAGAGUCGCUGAAAAAAUGACGCGACAAC
Messenger RNA from Aspergillus sclerotioniger CBS 115572, 1482 nucleotides. RefSeq names its product INSIG family protein. Gene Ontology annotation, biological process: sterol biosynthetic process. The coding region runs from base 439 to 1473 and encodes 344 amino acids. The record is from RefSeq and is a predicted model, not a curated record. Lineage: Eukaryota; Fungi; Ascomycota; Eurotiomycetes; Eurotiales; Aspergillaceae. Gene Ontology annotation, cellular component: endoplasmic reticulum. The transcript has 2 exons.